Molecule: messenger RNA, 3245 nt
Organism: Haliotis rufescens (red abalone)
Lineage: Eukaryota; Metazoa; Mollusca; Gastropoda; Lepetellida; Haliotidae
Product: cubilin-like
Exons: 20
Coding region: 144-2804 (886 amino acids)
Source: RefSeq, a predicted model, not a curated record
AUGCGAGCGUCGUUAUACACUCCCGGCAGACCACCGUGUGCACAGGGCUGAGGUAUUUUGAAACUGGUUGUACAGGCACAUUGUGGUGGGAUAUUGUAACCUCUGUCUUCAGGGAAAGCGGUUGGUGACGAAAGGACGCCAUUAUGAUCACAUUUUGUUUCAUUGGAGUAUGUGUGCUGUUGUUUGGGCCGCUGGUCUCAAGGGCGUGUAACGUUACGCUCUAUGCUCAAGGGGAACCGCUGAAUUUCACAUCUCCUAACUACCCAGGCAACUACAUAAGCAAUGACAACUGUUAUUGGGACAUCUACCCUCAAACCAGAGGGAACAACGUUGUGCUCGACAUGGUGUUCUCCGAUAUUGAAGACUCACCCGGAUCAACCUGUCAAUAUGACGCCCUUACCAUAUACGUAAAAAAUAAUGGUGAUCAAAGAAAAGCCGAGUCAAAAAGUAUUUGUGGACAAAGCAGAUUACAUUUUAUUACCCGUGAAGACCAACAUUUUCAUGCUGUUUUCAAGACUGAUGGCACUGUAACCAGAGGCGGUUUCCUAAUUAGAUAUUAUGAAACAGACGGUCACUCUUGUGGAGUAUCAGAUCUCUCCGCCUCUUCUGCUGCAUGGACGAACUUGACUUCCCCUGGCUAUCCUUCAAACUAUUCCAACAACCUAGACUGCCGGUGGACAAUUUCUGCACCCGUUGGAUAUGAAAUUAAAGUUGAAGUUAUGUAUUCUAAUGUUCAAAACUCGACAGCUUGUUCAAGCGACUACCUUCUCUUCAGUGACGGUUCCACAUCUUUCGCUUCUCAGUUGGGAAAAUAUUGUGGUCGUAGUUACAUCACCAGGGUAGUCGUCAGCUCCAGAAACUACAUGACCAUCACAUUCCACACCGACGGCUCUGACACAGCACCAAGAUUUAAUCUGAAAUACAAAGCUGGAACGUUCCUAACAACUACUACAGAGAGAAAAAAUGAGCUUAAUUGUGGAAGUUCAUUGCUCAGCGCCUCUACGUCCACCUGGAGAUAUUUGUCGUCUCCUGGCUACCCCAACUACAACUACAACAACAUGGACUGCAAGUGGACAAUUUCUGCACCCGCUGAAUAUAAAAUAAAAGUUGUAAUUAGAGUUCUUGAUGUGGCGUUCGUGUACAGGUGUGCAAAAGACUAUCUCCUCUUCAAUGACGGCUCCUCGUCUGACGCUACUCAGUUGGGUAAAUACUGUAGUGGCGACAGGGACGUCGUCAGCUCGAGCAACGCCAUGGCCAUCACCUUCCACACUGACGGCUCUUUCUUCGGCAAAGGAUUUUCUUUGAGAUACAUUGCGCGGACGUCAGGUGCGAAAGAGCUUAAUUGUGGAAGUUCAUUGCUCAGCGCCUCUACGUCCACCUGGAGAUAUUUGUCGUCACCUGGCUACCCCAACUACAACUACAACAACAACACGGACUGCAAGUGGACAAUUUCUGCACCCGUUGAAUAUAAAAUAAAAGUUGAAAUUAUAGUUCUUUCUGUUGAUUCCGUGGCCGGGUGUGCAAAAGACUAUCUCCUCUUCAAUGACGGCUCCUCGUCUGACGCUACUCAGUUGGGUAAAUACUGUAGUGGUACCAGGGACGUCUUCAGCUCAAGUAACACCAUGACCAUCACCUUCCACACUGACCGCUCUAUCACAGGCAGAGGAUUUUCUUUGAAAUACAUCGUGCGGACGUCAGGAGGGCUUAAUUGUGGAAGUUCCUUGCUCAGCGCCUCUACGUCCACCUGGAGAUAUCUGUUGUCUCCUGGCUACCCCAACUACAACUACGACAACAAUAUGGACUGCAAGUGGACAAUUUCUGCACCUGCUGGAUAUAAAGUAAAAGUGGAAAUUAUAGUUCUCUCUGUGGAAUAUGAAACCACCUGUGAAAGAGACUACCUCCUCUUCAGUGACGGCUCCUCGUCCUACGGCACUAUGUUGGGUAAAUACUGUGAUGGCACCAGGGACGUCGUCAGCUCCAGUAACGCCAUGACUGUCACCUUCCACACUGACAACUCUGUGACAAAAAGAGGAUUUUCUUUGAAAUACAUGGCGCGGACGUCAGGUUGUGGCACAGAGGAAGAGAUAAACGGAUAUGAAACGAAAUAUAUUGAAUCACCGAAUUAUCCUCUUGACUAUCCCGACAAUGCGGACUGUUCAUGGACAAUCAGCACUGAUGUUGAAGGAUAUGUAAUCCAUGUGAAAGUGGAGUUUUUCUACCUUGAGCAUGACAGCACGUGUUCCUAUGAUUAUGUGCAGCUCUAUGACGUCAGGGGAACAUAUGAACACUCGCUUGGUCGAUGGUGUGGAUCGGAUGGACCAGAUACACAGAGUACAGGGAGGAGUAUGAAGGUUCGAUUCCUCUCCGAUGCUUCGAGCACCUUCACAGGAUUCAAGUUGGCCUUCACUGCCGGCGAGCCAACAUCUUCCUCGUCUUUUUCACUGAACUUUGGAGGGGUCAUUGGAGGGGUAUUCGGCGGCAUUGUGGGCGUGGCUUUAUUAACGUGUUGCUGCUGUGGAAUUUGCUCUAGGAAAAAAUCCACGACAAACGACCAGUCACAAAGGAACAGAUCUCGUGAAGCCAACGUGAACAACGUCUUCUCCAUCCCCCUGCCCAUCUACCCACCAACUACGGCUACUACUCUGCCGGCUAUGUUUACUCCACCCCCAGCUUACAGUGAAGUCGUGAAGGAUGACCCCCCACCCUACUGUCAGGCAGUUCCACUAUCAGACAUACAGCCCAUUGUGACGUCAUCCCCUAACGACGCAUAUGAAGGGAUAGAUAACCCAGCAGGCCCGAGUUGAGUGACAGUUUCACAUGAUGUGGACACAUACAUGAAUACACACAAAUUAACAUAUUUUUUUAUGAAAUCCCCAAACUCCAUCGACAGCAAAUAAAAACACCGUCAAAAAUUGUUCCAAAGAGGUAUAUUUAAUAUUUUCUAAGAAUAUCUACCACCAUAAGAAAAUGCAGUUAUCUGUAUUCUUACAAUAUCUGGUUCCCGAUCUAUUUGGGUCAUGUGUGAUGUUGAUUGUUGAACUGUGCAUAACCAAGGAACAGAAGUCACGUUUUACAAGUGAAAGAACUUUCACCAACUGAUCAGUAGUCAAUUAAGACUAUCACAAUCAUGCCACAAGCAUGUCACAAUUGUGAAUGGAUGAUAAUACAGUGACCACGAUGAUAUGGUAGCAUAUACUUAUAAUUGUUUUGUUAUUUGUUAUAAAACUAUUUUGUAUAUCAAAUGA